UGGCCAAGGAAUUGUAACAGCUCCAAUAUUGUUUGCCAUGGAAGAAUUUCCCCAGUUACAUGCUGGUGUUUAUCAAGGUUUUGACAACCCUGAAAACAUUGACAUUGCCCUUGAGUACCUUGGGAAGAGUAAUGGAAUACAGAGGACAAGAGAGCUAGCAAUGAAGCAUGCUAACCUUGCUGCGACAGCAAUUGGUUCUCUACUGGAGAGCAAUGAUGAGAACGUAAGAAAGUCAAGGCGGGCGCUAGUAGACCUCACUCAAAGAGUAAUUACAAGAAACAAGUGGCAUAGUUGAUAAGACUAUCAACUUUUACCAAUUCAUGGUGCCAGCGGUUUUGCUUAGUGUUUUAAUCAUUGUUCCUUCAAGGUGAGUUGAAAUCUGCCCUCAUGUUUUCAACUGUUACAAAGUUUUUAAUUACUUUUUUGUAAAUGAUAGUUUCUGGGCUAAGACAGUGCACUAGUAUUAUCAGAUUAUGUUGAAUUGCUGUAUUUAUAUUUAGUUAUAACCUGCAAAUUGCUUUUACUAUUUCUGGGCUAAGACAGUGUACUAGAAUUAUCGGAUUAUGUUGAAUUGCAAUAUCUAUA
Messenger RNA from Durio zibethinus, 585 nucleotides. NCBI's taxonomy places the organism in Eukaryota, Viridiplantae, Streptophyta, Magnoliopsida, Malvales, Malvaceae. The record is from RefSeq and is a predicted model, not a curated record.